AUGGCUUCCACGUUCAUGAUCCGCUGCCGCGCGUCCGACGACCUUAGCCUCGCAAUCGUUGACGGCGAGGCCGUCCUAACCAAGGCUGACGCCCGCGACGACCGACAGCUGUGGCUCAAGGACAUGAGGUACGGCGCCGGACUCACGGACGAGGCAGGCUCACCGGCGUUUGCCCUGGUCAACAAAGCCACCGGAGAAGCGCUGAAGCACUCCUUCGGCCACUCUUGCCCAGUCCGAGCCAUCAAGUUCUACCCGGCGGGGUACGUGGACGAGUCAGUCCUGUGGGCCGAGAGCGAGGAGCACCUGGGCGACGGCUUCCGGCGCAUCCACAUGAUCAACAACAUGGACUACAUCUUCGACGCGGAGCAGGCCAUCCCUGACUACGGCGGCGCGCGCGACGGCACGCGCCUGAUCCUCUUCCGCUGGAACGGCGGCCAGAACCAGCAGUGGCGGAUCGCCCCGCGCAGUGCCCCCGCUGCGCCAGGGCCGGAGCUGCCACCGCCAGAGCACGCGCGGCCGGUCCAAAUCCUGUGCCGGAGCGGCCAGGGCCUGAGCCUCACUGUUCGUGACGGCGCAGCCGUCCUCGCCCGCGCCGACAGGGAGGACCAGCGACAGUGUUGGGUCCAGAGCUUCCGCAACACCGGCCACGUGACGGACGACGAGGGUCACCGGGCGUUCGCGCUCGUGAACCGGGCCACCGGGAAGGCCCUGGGGCACUGCCGCGGCGACGAGCUGGUUUACCUCGUCGGCCACAAGCCGGACUCUGUGGGUGUGGCCCUGCUGUGGACGCAGAGCGACGAUGUAGGCGAGGAGUACCACAACAUCCGCACCGUGAGCGACGUCGGUCUCGUCCUUGACGCGGCGAGUGGCGUUCCUGAGGCUGGCGGCGCGCAUGACGGCACAGCCAUUAUAGUCUUCCCACGGCACGGCGGCUGCAACCAGAAGUGGAAGAUGCUUCCGUUCUAUUGA
Setaria italica (foxtail millet) is the source of this 969-nucleotide messenger RNA. Its product is annotated as ricin B-like lectin R40G2. The record is from RefSeq and is a predicted model, not a curated record. The transcript is spliced from 5 exons. Bases 1 to 969 code for a protein of 322 amino acids. NCBI's taxonomy places the organism in Eukaryota, Viridiplantae, Streptophyta, Magnoliopsida, Poales, Poaceae.